CGCGAGACCCCGCAGAGUUUCGGUCGCGGCAGCCGGGGAGGAUCCGUCUCGUGAGCCCCGCCUGGAGCCGCGCUUGCUUUCGCUUCCCCGCCUGUGGAUUAUUUGCCCGGUUCCGCUUUGCUCCGCCGGCCUGCUUUGCGGGAAGGCCGGAGCCGCGUCCCCGCUCUGCCCCGCGGGUGGACCGCAGCUCGCCCUCGACAUGACGCUGGAGGAGCUGGUGCCUUCUGACAGCGCGGCCCACGGGAUGGGCUCGGUGGGCGAGGCGCUGGAGCGGCUGCUGGCGGCGGCGCAGAGGCAGGGCUGCCUGACGGUGGGCGUCUACGAGGCCGCCAAGCUCAUGAACGCGGACCCGGACAGCGUGGUGCUUUGCCUGCUGGCGGCGGACGAGGCGGACGGGGAGGACAUCGCGCUGCAGAUCCACUUCACGCUCAUCCAGGCCUUCUGCUGCGCCAACGAAAUCCACAUCCUGCGCGCCUCCGGCUUGGAGCGCCUGGCGGCCGUACUGGGCGAGGAGCCCCCGGGCGGCGGCGCGGAGCCGCGGGACUUGCACUGCCUGCUGGUGACGAGCCCGCACACGGACGCCUGGGGCAGCCAGGGCUUGGCGGAGGUGGCCAGAUUCUGCCAGGAGAGCCGGUGCAACGACCAGUGGGUGCCCUACGUGGCUCUGCAGGCGCGCUGAGGCCCCGGCCGGGCUCUGGUGCGGAGCGUCACGUGUGCAGCAGUUGCGUCCGAAGGGAAGAAUGUCGGUUCUGUAAAAAUCACAAUAGCGCCUGACUAUCGGCGGGUGAUCCAGCGGAACAGCGCCAACAGAAGGUCUGGCUUGGCCCGGAGGAGGAGGAGGAGGAGGGCUGCGCUGCUGCUCCAUCAGCUGACUGCUUGGAAGGAGGAGGCGGCAGGAUGGCGGCUGUGGGACCGUGUGGGCGCCAGGCUCCCCGAGGGCGGAGACGCUGCUCUGCCAGAGUGCCAAGGGGGGCUGCCUGCCCAGGAGAGACGCUGCCUGAUCAGCUGGAAAGCCGAGUUGCUGGGAGGAGGUUAGGCCUUGGGGGGGAGUGGAGGGGGCCAGGCGUGCUCCUCUCCCAGGACUCUUCCCCAGGAGGAGGAGCAGCAGAGAGGAGGCAGCCCAAAGUCACCUCCGCUUGGGAGCUUGUGGGAAGAGGACGGAGCUCUCCAACCUUCAGCUGUGGAGGAUUGUUCUAGUUUUAAAAAAAUUCCUUCUACUGACUUUUAUUUAUCUUGGAAGAAGAUCUGCAUGUUUGUUUUCGACUUUUGUCCGAAGAUGAAAUUCUGAAGUUGCAGGAGCCAAAUGCAAAUUUAUUCUUGGAUUAAAAGAAUAAUAAACAUA
Crotalus tigris (Tiger rattlesnake) is the source of this 1342-nucleotide messenger RNA. RefSeq names its product growth arrest and DNA damage inducible beta (gene GADD45B). The coding region runs from base 200 to 679 and encodes 159 amino acids. Gene Ontology annotation, cellular component: nucleus; cytoplasm. The transcript has 4 exons. NCBI's taxonomy places the organism in Eukaryota, Metazoa, Chordata, Lepidosauria, Squamata, Viperidae. The record is from RefSeq and is a predicted model, not a curated record. Gene Ontology annotation, biological process: regulation of cell cycle.